CUUCCUCCUGCUGCUGCUGCUGCUGCCGUUUUGACACUGAUUAUUUUGGUAUCCCCGAGAACAUACCGUAAAGGCUUGUGUCACUUCUAAAUAGAUAGUGGGAGAGGGACUGCUCGGAGUCCUAACAAGGCAGCUAGACUUUGCUCAGAGGACUGACAGGCAGACACAUGCACAAUAGCAGAUCACUAGAGAAGGUUGAUAGAGAGAGUAGCUGGUGGCUAAUGUCGACGCUAGCUUAGCUUUAGCUUCACGGAUAGUUAACUCCUGCAUUUUACCAGACCAACUGGUUGGACAAGAAGGAAAUACAGCACUUGUCAUCGACUGUUUUGCAAGUAAAGGAGGCUGUGUGUGGAUAUUAACGCUGCUAAGGGUGCAUGCUCCGGGUCGCUGCUGACCUCGGCUGCACCCAGUGCCCGUCAGGUUGGCACUGCGCCUGGACCCCCACCAUGAGAGCUCUGGUUCUGGGUAUUUGCUGGCCAGCGUAGACACCGACAUGUCCCGGUGGUCCGUAUCCUGAUGGACCGUGACACCUUCUCCCACAUCCGCCUGUGGUGCCCUCGCCCCUUUGGCACCUACUCCCAGAACAAAGCUAGGAGCCCAGGCUCAGGGGGCAGCGGGGGAGGAGGAGGAGGAGGAGGAGGAGGAGGAGGCGGCGGCGGCGGGACGGGGACUCCCUCCCUCUGCAAGGCUGAGCCCUCCCCGGGGGCCAGGAGGAGCGUGGAUGGAGGUGAAGAUGGAGGGAUCAUAGUGGGUGUGGAGGAUGGAGAGGCGGAGGAUGCCGGGGAGGAGAACACUCCCCCCGAACCGGAGAGCUCCAUGACACAGAGCCAGGCCCCUCUGCCCUCCUCGGCCCCUACGUCGCCGCCCUCCUCUGGGUCCCAGAUGGAGGAUGGGCGCGUGCUGUUGGACACCUGGUACGUCAUCAAGCCGGGGAACACCAAGGAGAAGAUCGCCUUCUUUGUGGCUCACCAGUUCAGCGGUGCCGGCCAGCCCCGCCCCAGCGCCAUGAAGGUGAAAGGUAACUGGGCGACGGACUGCAGUAAAGCCAAGAGAAGAAGACGGUGUUCCUCAUACGACCCUCCGACUCGCUCGCAGGCCUCAGAGCUCAACCUCAGCCAUGACUGCCCCCUCUCCCCUCCGAGCCCCGACGAGCCCCCUAUAGGGGGGGUGAGCGAGACGGACCUGCUGUCGGUGGCAGAAAUGGUGGCCCUGGUGGAGCAGAGGACGGCCAUGGCCCUCCAGGGGAUCGUCGCUGUCCACGGGAGUCAGUCUCCGAACACCCCCCCACACCAGCACACUCUCCUGCGGGGCACGGUGUCCGACCCCAGUCCCAUCGUGUUCGUGUCGGACGGUUCAAACGGCCAGCCCUCCAAAGACCCCCAGGAGUCAUCGUCCCCCAUCCAGACGGACCAGGAGCUGGAGGAGCAGCAGGAGUCCCUGAGGGUGGCCCAGGCCAUAGCGCACUUUGAGUCCCAGAACCAGGAGAACCGGCUCCAUCUGGGACGCGAAACAGACUCAAAUCCAGAGAGUGAGCGUCGGAGAGGAGGGGAGUCUGGCGUUGCAUCCCCCCCUCCGCCCCCCAGUCACAGUCACGGCGAGGUCCGAAUAGCUUUCCGCGUGUCGAACCUGGAUCCCCGAUCCCAGCUGGAGCCGGCCGGCAGGUCCCGCUGCAUGUUCAUGAGCUGUGGUGGGGGGGGCAGCCAGGCCGCCGCCCGGGCCAAAGAGAAGAUCACCUGCGACCUCUACCAGCUGGUCAGCCCCUCCUCCAGAGACCCCGGCAGUCUGCUGCUGGCCGCCACCACCGCCGCCCCCAAACCAGACGGAGACCUCCAUCACCCGGACAGGCCGACCUGCGGCAGCCCGGACCCCACCCAGGAGGACAAGAAGUCCGCGGGGAUGGGGAGGGAGCGGGUGACGGGCUUCCACGUGGAGGUGGUGGUGACGGGCGCAGUAGACCAGUGUGUGUUUUACGGCAAAGACAGUACUGAGAACGUGCAGGAGGAGACCGUGUGUUUCGCUCUGCCCAGCGGGGGGGGCGGCUCCACAGACCCUUCAUCAGACGACCCCCCUCCUGGUCAGCUCUUCUUCCUGCAGCCUCCGCGGGGUCCAGAGGAGGAUGUAAAAGGAACCAGCCCCGGCGGCGGGUCGGGGAUUUGCUCUUUAGACUGUGCGAACAACAACAGCGGGCCCGGGGUGUCCGUCGGCUCUGGGGAGCGACCGGAUUCUCCCGGGGUCACGGACGACUGCUCGGACCCCUCGCUGUGUCGCCUCUACCGCCACGUGUCCCACGACUUCCUGGAGAUCCGCUUCCAGAUCCAGCGCCUCCUGGAGCCGCGGCAGUACAUGCUGCUGCUGCCCGACCACAUCAUGGUGAACAUCUUCGGCUACCUGCCCACACGCUCGCUGGCCGCCCUCAAGUGCACCUGCCACUACUUCAAGGUGCUGAUCGAGACGUACGGGGUCCGGGCGGUGGACUCGCGCUGGAACCAGGACCCUCUGUACCGGGAGGACCCCUGCAAGCAGUGCAAGCGGCAGUAUGAGCGCGGGGAUGUCUCUUUAUGUCGCUGGCACCCCAAACCUUACCACCACGACCUGCCUUACGGACGCUCAUACUGGAUGUGCUGCCGGCGGACGGACAAGGACACACCGGGCUGCCGGGUCGGGCUCCACGAUAACAACUGGGUCCAGCAGCCGGCCGACGGCUCGCAGCCCAUUCGCACCAAGAGGGAGGACAGGAGGGAGGAGGCCAGGUAGAGAAAGGGGGGGGGGGGAGUACUCUCAGCACUCCAGGAAUAUUUUCUUUUUGCUCCAGCACUCCUGGCCUGUGAGUGAAGCGGUAACGAAGGAAGAGAGGUGUAUCACUCUCCUUGCCUUUUUGUCUUUCAAGCCCUGCCAGAAUCCCUCUCCUCCAGUGGCACUUUCUUUAAAAAAACCAGGGUUGGGGUCCCCUCCGUCAGCCCUCUCUUUCUGCCUCUAACUCAUCCGGGUGUCUGUCUAACUCUGCCUCACACGCGGCCGUUUGAAGGUCCUUCACGUGGAAACUCUUUGCAGUGUAUUUGAUUGAGAUUAGCAUCCAUACAGUGACGCAUAGAAAUGUAUCGCCCUAGAGCCUGCUUCCUGUUCCCAAAUCCUCGUUGUGUGUUCUGUGUAGUACCACGUGUGAGCUGUACAGCGGUGCUUCGAGGAGAUGAGCUGCAGAUGUAAAAAAAAAGUGGAGGAAUGUGCAGCGCCGCUCUGGAAAUGUGAUUGUAUAAAGCAAACUUGACUUCUCCGUUGUACAAGACGCCAUUUGUACCUGUCCAUGCGUUUCUACUUCUCUGAAUGUGCUGUAAUGGUGUACUAUGUUCGAUUAUCCCCUGAUAAUGCUGCUGAAAUCAUUUGCCUGUGUCACUGACGUUGUUGUUAUUAUUACUGAAAUAGCCAUCGGUUGAGCGGCGGGCACAGUUCCCGCCGUUGUUUCAGAGCGGACCCUGACCUUGCUGACCAGCCAUAAAAGAGGAGCUCCUUCUGGUUUACAGAGAAUAUUAUGGGAGAUAAAGACCAGUGGGAUUGAAUGGGAUUCAAAAAGAGAAACUUGAUGUCACUUUGUAUGGUUUGAUUGACUUGCUUUGUUUGCCAUUUUGUGUGUGUGUGUGUGUGUGUGUGUGUGUGUGUGUGUGUGUGUGUGUGUGUGUGUGUGUGUGUGUGUGUGUGUGUGUGUGUGUGUGUGUGUGUGUGUGUGUGUGUGUGUGUGUGUGUGUGUGUGUGUGUGUGUGUGUGUGUGUGUGUGUGUGUGUGUGUGUGUGUGUGUGUGUGUGUGUGUGUGUGUGUGUGUGUGUGUGUGUGUGAGAUGUUUGCUGUUGGGUUUGCUUUUAUUCUUGAGGACUGUGUUCUCCCCGUAUGAAGUCUGUCAUCCUCCUGCAAAGAUGUUUUUUUUUAAUACUCCAUCUUUGUCCCCCGCCUCUCUUUCCCGUCCUCCCAUCGCGGCCGAGGUCAGUGUUUUCCAAAGCCGUCAUCCACGCUUCGAAGCGGGUGAAACCAACUACCACAGAAACUCUCCACACCAGCUUCCAGCCUUAAAAGCCCCCCUACCUCUUACCCCCCUCCCCUUGCAGGAAAUUGAGGCGUCAGAAACCUCACGUAUGAUGAGGAGUUUUGGGAGUAGCACAGGACCCUGUAGGUGGCCAGAUCUCAGACUCGAUCCAGCUCCACUGGAUCCACCCAUCACUCUGUGUGUGGGAGAGUACGAUGAACAGUGCCUGGUGAUGCUUCUGACUAUUAAUUCUUGGAAAAACCCUCCCCUUCUCUCCCCCCUCUUUCCCUUGCUGUAAAACCCCUGCUAGCUGACAGACUGGACGUUUAAAGGACUUGAAUGAUGCUGAAACUGUGCAUGGAGGUGGGCAGACGACCGGGUAUUCAUGGGAGAACUCUGUAGGUUCCAGACAUUUACAAUGCUAAUGGGAAAUAUCUGCUUAAAUAAAAACAGAAGUGAUGAUUAAAACUGGAAAUCUGAA
This is a messenger RNA of Eleginops maclovinus (Patagonian blennie), 4493 nucleotides long. It is a transcript of the gene fbxo46, whose product is annotated as F-box protein 46. Bases 517 to 2754 code for a protein of 745 amino acids. NCBI's taxonomy places the organism in Eukaryota, Metazoa, Chordata, Actinopteri, Perciformes, Eleginopidae. The record is from RefSeq and is a predicted model, not a curated record. Gene Ontology annotation, molecular function: protein binding. Gene Ontology annotation, biological process: intracellular signal transduction. The transcript has 3 exons.